This is a messenger RNA of Nannospalax galili (Upper Galilee mountains blind mole rat), 1942 nucleotides long. It is a transcript of the gene Sike1, whose product is annotated as suppressor of IKBKE 1. The record is from RefSeq and is a predicted model, not a curated record. The coding region runs from base 81 to 704 and encodes 207 amino acids. The transcript is spliced from 5 exons. NCBI's taxonomy places the organism in Eukaryota, Metazoa, Chordata, Mammalia, Rodentia, Spalacidae.
CGCCUGUAGCACUGAGCCCGGUUGGGCAAGGGCUGAGCGAAUUGCGUAGGCCAACGCGCCUGGCGGCGUCUUCGGCCGCUAUGAGCUGCACGAUCGAGAAAAUCCUGACGGAUGCCAAGACGCUGCUGGACCGGCUGCGGGAGCACGAUGCGGCAGCCGAGUCGCUGGUGGACCAGUCGGCCGCUCUGCACCGGCGGGUGGCGGCGAUGCGGGAUGCGGGGACGGUGCUUCCGGACCAGUAUCAAGAGGAUGCAGCUGACAUGAAGGACGUGUCCAAAUAUAAACCUCACAUUCUGCUGUCUCAAGAGAAUACACAAAUUAGAGACCUGCAGCAAGAAAACAGAGAGCUGUGGGUUUCUUUGGAGGAACACCAAGAUGCUUUGGAACUCAUCAUGAGCAAGUACCGGAAACAGAUGUUACAGUUAAUGGUCGCUAAAAAAGCCGUGGAUACUGAACCAGUUCUGAAAGCUCACCAGUCUCACUCUGCAGAAAUUGAAAGUCAGAUUGACAGAAUCUGUGAAAUGGGAGAAGUGAUGAGGAAGGCGGUUCAGGUGGAUGAUAACCAGUUCUGUAAGAUUCAGGAAAAACUAGCUCAACUAGAGCUUGAAAAUAAGGAACUUCGAGAAUUAUUGUCCAUCAGUAGUGAGUCUCUUCAGGUCAGAAAGGAAAAUUCUGUGGAUCCUGCCUCCCAGCCCAUCAAAUAACUGAACUUCUGAACGAUGGUGAUGACUAUCCAUCAGGGAGAGAAGUGAUUGUCUCUCCGUUCAAGUACUGUUGAUUCAGUCUCUUGCCUCAGACUUGUUUUAGUGUUGAUUAAAGCUAUGAGAUGGAAUUUUAGAAUUCCCAGUCAAUAUUGGUUAUCAACAAAACAGUUUAUGAGUAAAGAUGCACAAGCCUCAUCAUUCCUUUGUCUAAGAAACUGCCUUUAAUUUUCACUUCUGAGACCUUGAAAUUAUAGAAACUGUUGCUUUUCAGUUCAUUUUUGGUUUUCACAGCUCUGAAACUUUGAAAAUUUUGUUAUAAACCAGUGAUUUUAUUUUAAAUAGGAUUGUAAAAUAUACUUCUAAGAAUUUUAAAGAGAUUUAAAUUUUUAAAAAUAUUUGGCAUAAACCUGGAUUCCCUCUACCACAACCACCACCCCACCCCACCCCCAACUUGGAAAAGUAACAUGAUUUCACAGAACUGGAUUGGCAGAUUCUCUGAUUUACAGUGUUACUUAUCUGUGAAGUUUUGAUUCUCUCUGGUGCUAGGAGUUGGCACUUUGUGGUCAGGUGUCUUUACUCUUAAUUUGAGAGAACCUAUUACUAGUCCCCAGUAAAUAUACUUGAAAAUAAGUCAGAUGAGUUUUUGUUUGUUCUCACCACCAUCGCCACCUCCUAAGGAUAAUAUAUUCAUCAUUCAUAGAAUGUUGAGGACCUUGAACUUCGCCUAUGUCUGUGCAGCACAUGUGCACUUGGUUUGAAUGCCAAACUAGCUUUUAUUUAUUUGAUUAAGUAGUCAGUUUUCAGUUUUUCGUCCUAUUAGGAAAUCUUCAGCUUAUUGAAGAACAUGUGAUAGAUUUAUUCACAUCAUAGUUCAUAGGCAUCAUAUCCCACUAUUUAAUUGAUACCCAGCAGUGGCACUGAAGAACAGUCACCUUCAUGGAUGUUUCAUUACCACCAGUGGUAGUUUGCUUUUUUCAAGAUCUAUUUUUUCUUUUUUUUAUGUGGAAGCAUUUUCAUUACCCAAAGAAAGCUAUUACAUUCCUAAUGCUGUAUAGGCAAAAAACCGACAGAUUCAAAUGCUGGGGUUAUCAGAUCUAGUUGUCAUCUCCUUCCCCUUUCUUGGUACACUCACAUUUCAAAUUUAUAAAUACUUCUUUAUAUACUGCUUUCCCAAAAAUAGCUGAAAUAAUCUUAAACCUGCCAAUAUUAAUAUUAAGCACUAUACUGCACGAGAAAGA